CUCUCUCUCUCUCUCUCUAUCUCAUCUUCUUUAGUCUCUCUCUCUCUCCCUCUCUAUCUGCAGUCUUCCUCUCAUAAGCCCAUCCCACAAUAUGGCAGACUUAAGUUUCUAUGUUGGAGUCAUAGGAAAUGUAAUAUCGGUGCUUGUCUUCCUCUCCCCUGUGGAGACGUUUUGGAAGAUAGUGAAAGGGAGAUCGACGGAGGAGUACGAGUGUUUGCCUUACGUUUGCACGUUGAUGAGUUCGUCGUUAUGGACAUAUUACGGGAUAGUCACACCUGGUGAAUACUUGGUUUCUACAGUCAAUGGCUUUGGUGCUCUUGCUGAGUCCAUCUACGUUCUCAUUUUCCUCUUCUUUGUCCCCAAAUCCAGAUUCUUGAAAACAGUUGCAAUGGUUCUAGCUCUGAAUGUGUGUUUCCCAGUAAUAGCGAUUUUGGGAACAAGAACAGCGUUUGGAGAUGCAAACUCGCGUUCUACUUCAAUGGGUUUCAUAUGUGCUACUCUCAACAUUAUCAUGUAUGGUUCUCCUCUUUCCGUUAUUAAAACGGUAGUGACGACGAGGAGUGUUCAGUUUAUGCCAUUUUGGUUGUCCUUCUUCCUCUUUCUGAACGGUGCCAUUUGGGGUGUCUACGCUUUGCUCCUACACGAUGUUUUUCUACUAGUGCCAAAUGGAAUGGGAUUCUUGCUUGGGACCGUGCAACUCCUAAUUUAUGCGUAUUACAGAAAUGCCAGACCAAAUGUACAAGAUCAUGAAGAAGGCCUCAUAAUACCACCAAGCCAACCUCUCCUCUCUUAACCAGCUUACCUUUUAUCCAAAAAAAUAUAUAUAUAACUAAAAAAUGAAUACAAAAAAAUUUCAAUUCUUGACGAACAAAUUAUAAAAAAAAAAUCAUUUUUUUUUGGUGUGUGUACUCGAGUACUCGUUUUGAUGGCGACCUGUUAACAAAUCUCUUUUUCGUUUAUUUUGUAUUAUCUUCGGGCCGAAUGUGAAUGCAUGUGUGAUUGUAAUA
This is a messenger RNA of Capsella rubella, 1007 nucleotides long. RefSeq names its product bidirectional sugar transporter SWEET16. The record is from RefSeq and is a predicted model, not a curated record. The transcript has 6 exons. The coding region runs from base 92 to 793 and encodes 233 amino acids. Gene Ontology annotation, biological process: carbohydrate transport. Gene Ontology annotation, molecular function: sugar transmembrane transporter activity. Gene Ontology annotation, cellular component: membrane. NCBI's taxonomy places the organism in Eukaryota, Viridiplantae, Streptophyta, Magnoliopsida, Brassicales, Brassicaceae.